Molecule: messenger RNA, 607 nt
Organism: Rhopilema esculentum
Lineage: Eukaryota; Metazoa; Cnidaria; Scyphozoa; Rhizostomeae; Rhizostomatidae
Product: NADH dehydrogenase [ubiquinone] 1 alpha subcomplex subunit 5
Biological process (GO): respiratory electron transport chain
Cellular component (GO): respiratory chain complex I
Source: RefSeq, a predicted model, not a curated record
GCUUUAGCCAACGACAAAACAUCUACUCAAGAGCUACCAUUUUAAUCACGAGAGCUUGCAUCACUUCCAAUGCUUGAAUCAGCCAUCACUCAUUCUCGUUCUCGCGAAGAGGCUCUGAUUGUAUCAAUCAAGGACGGAGCAAGAUGGCGGGUCCAAUCAAGAGGUCCACAUUUAUUGUUGGUCUUGCUGUUGCAAAAAACCCUCACCAGACCCUUGUAGGACUCUACAACCAAACACUGUCAGUAUUACACCGUCUCCCAGAAAAGUUUGCAUAUCGUGAUCAAACAGAACAACUCACAAAGCACAGAUUACAUUUAGUAGAGCAGGAGAAGAAUGUUGCAGAGCUUGAGAAAAAGAUAAAUGAUGGUCAAAUUGAGGAGGUUAUUCAACAAGCAAAAAGUGAGCUCUCCUUAGCAGGAAAGAUGGAGGAAUGGAAACCUUGGGAACAGUUACAGACAGAAGCACCUGCUGGCCAAUGGCAGUGGCCUUAGUUUAUUUGACUGAAAUUUGUUGUGAAUAUAACCACUGUGAUUUGCAUGGAAUGUUCCUGUGAGUUUCUAUAUUGUUGUUUGUGUAAAUUGCAAGAAAUGCAUAAUUCUGACUUAGA